This is a messenger RNA of Zeugodacus cucurbitae (melon fly), 612 nucleotides long. It is a transcript of the gene UK114, whose product is annotated as rutC family protein UK114. Lineage: Eukaryota; Metazoa; Arthropoda; Insecta; Diptera; Tephritidae. The record is from RefSeq and is a predicted model, not a curated record. Gene Ontology annotation, molecular function: deaminase activity. The coding region runs from base 104 to 523 and encodes 139 amino acids. Gene Ontology annotation, cellular component: cytosol. The transcript has 4 exons.
GUGUACGCUUAUUCAGUCAGUACUCAGUGUGCGACAAGUGCAGAGCGGAAAAACACCAAGUUUAAUAUUAUCGAAAAUAGAAUACUAAAUUAUCAGCGCAAAAAUGUCCAGAAUUGUGAAGAAAUUGAUCAGCACCGCCAACGCAGCCAGGCCGGUGGCACCAUACAAUCAAGCUGUUGUGGCCGAUCGCACUGUCUAUGUAUCCGGUUGCAUAGGCUUGGACAAAGACACGCUCACUCUGGUGCCGGGCGGCGUUACGCAACAAACGGAGGUGGCCUUGAAAAACUUGGUGGCCGUGCUGGAGGCCGCCGGCUCAAGUGUCGAUAAUGUAGUCAAGAAUACCAUAUUCGUGAAGGAUCUGAAUGACUUUGGUGCGGUCAAUGAGGCCUACAAAAAAGUGUUCUCCAAAAAUUUCCCCGCUCGCAGCUGUGUACAGGUCGCUCGUCUGCCGCUCGAUGCUUUGGUCGAAAUCGAGAGCAUCGCUUUGAUCGAUAUGGAUCCAGUUCAGCGUUCCCAUUUAUGAAGUCUGUUGGGUUAUUCCGUAUUAUGUUAUAAAAUAUAUACAUAUGUGAGGUGUUUACACAAAUAAAGUGAUAAAAUUAUUAUAGAUAA